Messenger RNA from Megalops cyprinoides (Indo-Pacific tarpon), 1710 nucleotides. RefSeq names its product solute carrier family 25 member 15a (gene slc25a15a). The transcript has 7 exons. The record is from RefSeq and is a predicted model, not a curated record. Gene Ontology annotation, molecular function: L-ornithine transmembrane transporter activity. The coding region runs from base 250 to 1158 and encodes 302 amino acids. NCBI's taxonomy places the organism in Eukaryota, Metazoa, Chordata, Actinopteri, Elopiformes, Megalopidae. Gene Ontology annotation, biological process: mitochondrial L-ornithine transmembrane transport.
GAAAAGGGCAGGGACGAAAAAUCCUGUGACUGGUAUGACAUUUCUCGUAAAGGUGUGAAUAGAAGUUCCUCAGUCAACUGGCUCGCUAUCGCCAUCACUCCCACGUUUCUGGAUGGUCUGGGUCUCCGAGACGUUACUGCGUUUCACUUGGAAGGUCGUGUACCUCCCCUAUGCCUGUUAACAACAGGGGUCCAGUUCUGCAUGUGACAUCUUCCCAAAGAACACAGGUCCCCAGGAAUCCAGGUUGCCAUGGCUCCACAUCCAGCGGUCCAGGCUAUCAUCGACCUCUCUGCUGGUGCUAUGGGAGGCACGGCCUGUGUGUUCAGCGGCCAGCCCUUUGACACAGCCAAAGUGAAAAUGCAGACCUUCCCUACCAUGUACCGGGGCUUUCUGGACUGCUUUGUGUCUAUCUACCGGCAGGUUGGGCUGCGAGGCCUGUACCAGGGCACCACGCCUGCGCUUGUGGCCAAUAUCGCUGAAAAUUCGGUGCUCUUCAUGAGCUAUGGCUUCUGCCAGGAGGUGGUGCGCUUUGUCUGUGGGGCAGACAGGGGUGCUGUGCUCAGUGACGUACAGAAAGCAUGUGCAGGGUCUGUGGCAUCCAUCUUCUCCUCGAUGGUCCUGUGCCCCACAGAGCUGGUUAAGUGCCGCCUGCAGGCCAUGCAUGAGAUGGAGGAGUCUGGCAAGGUGGCCAAGGGGCAGAAUACUGUGUGGUCAGUUGUUAAGACGGUGCUUCGGAAGGAGGGUCCUCUGGGCUUCUACCAGGGCCUGACCACCACCAUCGUAAGGGAGGUCCCUGGCUACUUCUGCUUCUUCGGAGGCUACGAGCUCAGCCGCUCGGUGUUUGCUCAUUACAUGGGCAGAGACAAGGAGGACAUCGGGGUGGUGCCAGUCAUGUUCAGUGGGGGAUUUGGGGGUGCCUGCCUGUGGCUGAUGGUGUACCCCAUAGACUGUGUCAAGUCCAGGAUCCAGGUGCACUCCCUGGUCGGGCAGCAGCAGGGCUUCCUGAAAACCUUCAUGGGCGUUGUGCGCACUGAAGGGUUUGCAGCACUGUACUCGGGCCUUACUCCAACGAUGAUCCGCACAUUUCCUGCCAAUGGGGCACUCUUCCUGGCGUACGAGCUCAGCCGCAAGAUGAUGAUGCAGCAGUUCGACAGCUGAACUGAUCCUCUGCCUCUUCCAGGUCCUCCUCCCAAACUUCUCCCCAAGACUAGUUGCUUGUAACCCACAACCACUUUUAAGAAAUGCCAAGGCCAUGAUUUUAACUCAGUUUUAUUUUAUUUAUGAAUUGUUUAUACUGUCCCUUGUGUACUGUAAGGAGUGCACUCCUGUGUCCAGUCACUUUAACUUCCAUAUAAAAAGGUAAAAAAAAAAAAAAAAAAACAGUUUCUCUUUGGGCAUGUCGUUGGCAUGUCUGCUAAGCAAGUGUAGUGGAAAAAGAACAUGAGAACAUGUCCACUUCAUUUCCAAGUGUGAUAUGAUUUUUAGUGUUUACCAAGAAUGGAAUGUUGGAAGGGGGACAGUAUUUUGCUAAUUAUGGUAUUACUGUCAUUCAGGUAAAGGCAUAUGUGUUUCAGCACUUGUCACUCUGCAGUCAGAUUAAUUUACAUUCCAGUAAACAAUAUAAAAGAUAUUAUUUAUGAUGUGUUUUAUUCAGGGUAAAAUGGAAAGUCUUGUUUUAUUUUAGAACAUUUGACAUUCUUAUGCUGCCUG